AUGAGUAUGGACGCUGGCGGUCUUGCUCAAAUGACCUACAACUCAUCUUUCAAUAAUGGCAGUUCCCUCGGGGUCCCUGGCUCCGGCUUCGCGUCCCGAGGGAAGGGCUCUCACAUCAAGCGCCUAAGCGUGCCUCCACAGGUCGCAACCAUCGACGAGUCUCAGACCCCUUCCAUCGCAACCCCUCGCACCAGCCGAUCGCAUCUCUUGGCUGGACUCCGAACUGCGCCAAAGUCUGCGACCAUUCCUUCUCAGCAGCAGCGUUAUGCUAUGGAGGGAGGUCGGAUGCCAUCCAAUCGAGGUGCCGAUCGCGUCCCUCAAACCGCCACGGGAGCUGGAUUCCCGCAGCACGCAUUCACUUUGAAUAAUGGCAUGAAUUCCUAUCAUCACCAGCAGCAGAAGAACCGGGAACGGGAACGGGAACGGGAACGCCUGAUGUACACAAUGCCGGAGCAGGUGCUUGCACCACCAAUGAUUGAUAUUGGCGGCGGCGAGAUGAUGGACGAAAACCUCUACGCAGAGCUCAUGUCCACCAAUCUAUUCCUUGCCGCGCAGCAACAGCGCCUUCAGCAGCAGUUGAUUAGCGUUACCGCUGCUGCCCAGCAAUUUCAGGGCCUCAACCUGGGGAUGUCUCUUCAACAGCAGCAACAGCAGCAGAUGCAAUCGUUUGUGCCCGGCAUUGGAUUCUACCAGCAGCAGCUCCAGCAGGGUGUACAGCCGAUCGUGCAGCCGGUCCCCGGCCAGCCUGGCUUGUUCUCUGUUUACAAUCCUCUGACUGGCCAGCAAAGCUACAUCAUGGACAACAGCCCUUCUGAAGACAAUUUGACAUAUGGAAAUCAGUCGGACUCGCAGGUUCCUCAGUUCCGCGCAGAAAUUUCCCCACCUGCCGACUCUGCUCCAUCACAGAUGUAUUUCCCUCAGCCAGUGUCUCCUCCCAGUGGCACUCCGUCCCCGCCCAUUGAGUCAUCUGCUAGUGCUUUCCGUCGCAACCACCGGAAGUCUCCAUCUUUCAAUCCUACGCUGAAGACCAAUAUCGAUACGAACAAGGCCAAUGCUGCACCUGGACCUCGGUCAGCUGUUUUCCCUCCUACUCCGGCUACCGGAACCUUCGGGCCUGGCCAGGCCCGUGCUGGUGAGCACCCGAUCCGCCAACCUCGUGGCCCUCCUUCACUUGAGGAUCUCGUGGCAAAGCCAACCUCCAAGCAUGAGGGAAGCAAGAACUUUGCUACCCGUCAGCGUCGCCGUGCCGUCCACAACCUGGUUCGUGCUGGGAUUGAGCGCCGCGGUGAUACCCGUAGCUACGGGUACAACAGCAGCGGAGGCACCAACACUCCAGCCAGCGAAAAGGAAUUCACAUUCUCGGAUGGUGAUGACGCGACUGUGCGUAGUGGCAGUCUUUCUAGCAAGCCCAGCUUGGGCAGCCUGCGUGCGGCUGCCAAUGGUGCCAUUGGAUCUGAGCGCAAGGAGAAGACCAGUCGAAGGUCCCCUGAGAGUCCUUUCCACAGCGUUACCCCUACGAGCGAGGACGGAUACUUCUCUGCCAAGUUUGCAGAGAUUCGUGCGGAACAGGAGCAUUCACCAACGAGCACUUCGGGCACUUCGUCUCCGUCCGUGGCAGCUGUCGUCGCGGGCCAAGGGCAAGCCGCUCAGGCACCAGAGCGCCGUAAGACGCCGAUGCUUGUGUUGUCGAGCGCCGAAAAGCGCAAGACUCCUCUCAUGUAA
This is a messenger RNA of Penicillium longicatenatum, 1722 nucleotides long. RefSeq lists its product as uncharacterized. Lineage: Eukaryota; Fungi; Ascomycota; Eurotiomycetes; Eurotiales; Aspergillaceae. The transcript has a single exon. Bases 1 to 1722 code for a protein of 573 amino acids. The record is from RefSeq and is a predicted model, not a curated record.